CUGGGAGCGGCUGCAGUCCGCGUGCCGUGCCAUGUAGGUCACGUGAUUACUCUGAAUAAAGUCCACGGAUUAUAUAAUUAUUUUAGACUUGUACAACACGCAGUCUCAGAACAACAAACAUGAAGGUUUUCACUGUGGUGCUGACCUUGAGCCUGAGCGUCGCCCUUGGACAGAAUGUCCUGACAGGCAUCAAGGAUGACCUGCAAACCAUUGGUGGUGCUAUCAAACAGACAGGAAAGGACUUCGUACCUUAUGCUGCCACCGUUGGCAAAGACCUGCUCGGAACCCUCAAGAACGACACUCUCAAGAUGGUCGGGAGCACAAUCACCGAUCUUCUUGGACAGGCUCUUUCUAAACUGUUCCAUAUCGGCAAGAGAGAUACGCUCACAGAAAGGGAUGUGUUGACCGGCCUCAAGGAUGACCUGCAAACCAUCGGCGGUGCUAUCAAACAGACAGGAAAGGACUUCGUACCAUAUGCUGCCGGCGUAGGCAAUGACCUUCUCGAAACCGUCAAGAACGACACUCUCAAGAUGGUCGGGAACACAAUCUCCGAUCUUCUUGGAGAGGCUAUUUCGAAACUGUUCCACAUCGGCAAGAGAGAUACGAUCACAGAAAGAGAUGUGUUGACCGGCCUCAAGGAUGACCUGCAAACCAUCGGCGGUGCUAUCAAACAGACAGGAAAGGACUUCGUACCUUAUGCUGCCGGUGUAGGCAAAGAUCUUCUCGGAACCCUCAAGAAUGACACCCUAAAGAUGCUUGGGGGCACAAUUUCAGACCUUCUUCAGAAUGCUCUGGCAAACCUGUUCCACGGCAAGAGGGAGCUCUCAGAAAGGGGUGUCCUGGAAGAUCUUCUUGGAAGCAUGGACAACAAAACCAUCAGCUUGGUCGGAGACACAAUCGCUGACCUUAUUGGGCAAGCUAUUGAAAACCUGUUCCAAGGCAAGAUAGAGCUCACAGAAAGGGAUGUGCUGACGGGCCUGAAAGACGAAUUUCAGACCAUCGGUGGUGCUAUCAAAGAGACGGGAAAGGACUUCGUACCAUUUGCUGCCAGCGUGGGUAAAGAUCUUCUUGGAACCCUCCAGAACGACACUCUCAAGAUGGUCGGAGGCACACUCACCGAUCUUCUUGGACAGGCUCUUUCUAAACUGUUCCAUAUCGGCAAGAGAGAUACGCUCACAGAAAGGGAUGUGUUGACCGGCCUCAAGGAUGACCUGCAAACCAUCGGCGGUGCUAUCAAACAGACAGGAAAGGACUUCGUACCAUAUGCUGCCGGCGUAGGCAAAGACCUUCUCGAAACCGUCAAAAACGACACUCUCAAGAUGGUCGGGAACACAAUCUCCGAUCUUCUUGGAGAGGCUAUUUCGAAACUGUUCCACAUCGGCAAGAGAGAUACAAUCACAGAAAGAGAUGUGUUGACCGGCCUCAAGGAUGACCUGCAAACUAUCGGCGGUGCUAUCAAACAGACAGGAAAGGACUUCGUACCUUAUGCUGCCGGUGUAGGCAAAGAUCUUCUCGGAACCCUCAAGAAUGACACCCUAAAGAUGCUUGGGGGCACAAUUUCAGACCUUCUUCAGAAUGCUCUUUCAAACCUGUUCCACGGCAAGAGAGAGCUCUCAGAAAGGGGUGUCCUGGAAGAUCUUCUUGGAAGCAUGGACAACAAAAUCAUCGGCUUGGUCGGAGACACAAUCGCUGACCUUAUUGGGCAAGCUGUUGAAAACCUGUUCCAAGGCAAGAUAGAGCUCACAGAAAGGGAUGUGCUGACGGGCCUGAAAGACGAAUUUCAGACCAUCGGUGGUGCUAUCAAGGAGACGGGAAAGGACUUCGUACCAUUUGCUGCCAGCGUGGACAAAGAUCUUCUUGGAACCCUCCAGAACGACACUCUCAAGAUGCUCGGAGACCUUAUCGGGCCUGUUCUUGAUAACCUGUUCCAUGGCAAGAGUGAGCUCUCAAAAAGGGAUCUCCUGACCGGCAUCAAGAACGAUCUUCAAACCAUCGGCGGUGCUAUCAAAGAGACAGGAAAGGACUUCGUACCAUUUGCCGCCAACGUGGGUAAAGAUCUUCUCGGAACCCUCCAGAACGACACUCUGAAGAUGCUCGGAGGCACACUCACCGACCUUAUUGGCAAUGCUCUUGCAAACCUGUUCCAUGGCAAGAGAGAGCUCUCAAAAAAGGAUCUCCUGACCGGCAUAAAGAACGACCUACAGACCAUCGGCGGUGCUAUCAAAGAGACAGGAAAGGACUUCGUACCAUUUGCCGCCAACGUGGGCAAAGAUCUUCUCGGAACCCUCCAGAACGAUACUCUGAAGAUGCUCGGAGGCACACUCACCGACCUUAUUGGGAAUGCUCUGGCAAACCUGUUCCACGGCAAGAGAGAGUUAACAAAAGAUGAUGUCCUGAUCGGCCUCAAGGAUGACCUGCAAACCAUUGGCGGUGCUAUCAAACAGACAGGAAAGGACUUCACUGUUCUUGGCACCUUACCCACCUUGAAAGACAUCCUUUCGCAAACAGUCCUGAACCAAUGGUCCGAUCUGAUUCACCUUGAUCCGAUUGAAUGGGGUAGUUAAACCCGUUGAUGUAGUGUGUUCAAGAAUAAACAUACCAUACCUCUCUA
This is a messenger RNA of Haliotis rufescens (red abalone), 2611 nucleotides long. RefSeq lists its product as uncharacterized. The transcript is spliced from 25 exons. NCBI's taxonomy places the organism in Eukaryota, Metazoa, Mollusca, Gastropoda, Lepetellida, Haliotidae. The coding region runs from base 120 to 2564 and encodes 814 amino acids. The record is from RefSeq and is a predicted model, not a curated record.